This is a messenger RNA of Paramecium tetraurelia, 1542 nucleotides long. RefSeq lists its product as uncharacterized. The transcript has 2 exons. The record is from RefSeq and is a predicted model, not a curated record. NCBI's taxonomy places the organism in Eukaryota, Ciliophora, Oligohymenophorea, Peniculida, Parameciidae.
AUGGAAUAAAAGAAUCCUUAUUUUAUAGAUUAUUAAUCAGAAAUUGAUAAAAUUGUGGAAACUAUUAAAUAAUCUAACAAACCAAUUAGAUAUCAAAUUAUGAAUGCUACAAAAAGCAACUUAGAAUUGGCAAUAAAAUUACAUCCAGUUAUAAUACAUGUGAUCUCUCAUGGAGAUUAUGAUGAAAAAUCAGCCUGCUUGUAUUUAGAAUUUCAGGAUGAUGGCAUAUCUACAAAAUUUUAAACUCAUGAAAUUCAAAAUAUGAUUUAAAACCAUAAAGCUAUGACAAGAAUCAAACUUAUUUGUAUAAGUUCAGUGGUUGCUAAAAAUGUUGCUGAUUAUAUACCGAAAUCAAUCUCAUCUGUGGUAUUCCAAAAAUUUUAUAAUAAAGAGGAUGAAGAAGGACCUGCCUUCUGGGGGAUGUUUUAUGAAAAAAUAUUUUCUGAUUUUACAAUUUAAAAGUCGUUUAACGAAGCUAAAUAAAAGCUUGGGAGUAAAUUUUGGGAAAAUAAAAAUAAUAGGUUUAUAUGUUGUUGCUUCCACAAGCACAAUGAAAAAUGUCCUUAUGAUCCAGCUUCUAUUGGAUAUGAAGGCUCACAUAAUUAGCAUCUUUCAUGUGCUUAAUAAAAGUGGAGCCAUAUCUUGGAAAAACAUGCAUAGGUUCAUUAAAAACAAUGUGGUUUAAAUUGUUUAGGAAUGAUGACUCAUAAAUGUAGUUAAUUAGAAUUUGAUGAUUGGGGAUGUCAAAAUUAUUCAAGUCGAAUUGAAAAUAUACUUAAGAAAUUGUAAAUUUCUUAUUAAGAUGAUUUUCGUUAAAACCUGCUAUUUAAAAAUGAACUUAAUUGUUGUUGUUGUGAUUAGCUAAGUGGAAUAUUAUCAAUAGUUGAUUCCAGUAAUAUCAUUUAUGAAAACGCGUAGCAUACAUUCGAAUAAAAAAUUCAACUCCAUCUUUAUGAUCAAAAUGAAAAUAAUUUAAAUUUUACCGAAAAAAUCGAAAAUAAUGAAGAAUUAUUCACAGAAAUUAAUUAUAUCAAAAUUGAUAAAUAAAUUAUUUUAGUCCAUUCCUUUGAUUGGUAAAAUAGUGAUUUGUAACAAUAUACCAUAAAUGCUAUAACUUCCUACUUUGAGAUUUAUUUAAAAUAAAUUUCUAAUAAGAAAUAGAUCAAAAGGCUUUCAAUCAAUUUAAAGGAUUACAACAUAAAUAAUUGGAUAGAAUAUGUAGCAAGUCAAUUAAAUUUGCACUAUUCUAGCCCAUAAGACUUUUUCAUCAAAUUUAAAGAAUACUUCAUCAAUCUUCAGAAUUAACCUCAAUACCUUUACAUAUUCCUUAUUGAAAACAUUGUCAAUAUAUAUGACACUGAUUAAUUUAAAAAGUUUUAUGAAGAAAUUCAAAAUGCAAUUGAGACUCAUUUCAUACUUAUUUUUACAGUAAAUAACAUCGAAAAGAAUUAUUUAAAGUUGCUUACAUAAGAUAAAUUGGUCUAAUUGAUUGAUUUAAAGUAGAUCAAUAGUUUAAUUGAUGCAGAAAUAGCCUAAGAAUGA